AUGGAGUUUGUGCGGGCGCUGUGGCUCGGCCUGGCGCUGGCUCUGGGGCCGGGGCCCGCUGGCGGCCACCCGCAGCCGUGCGGCGUCCUGGCGCGCCUGGGGGGCUCCGUGCGCCUGGGCGCCCUCCUGCCCCGCGCGCCCGCCGCCCGCGCCCGCGCCCGCGCCGCCCUGGCCCGCGCCGCCCUGGAGCCGCGGCUGCCGCACAACCUGAGCCUGGAGCUGGUGGCCGUGGCGCCCCCCGCCCGCGACCCCGCUUCGCUGGCCCGCGGCCUGUGCCGGGCGCUGGCGGCGCCGGGCGUGGCGGCCUGGCUCGCCUUCCCCGAGGCGCGCGCCGAGCUGCUGCAGCUGAACUUCCUGGCGGCCGCCACGGAGACCCCCGUGCUCAGUGUGCUGCGGCGGGAGGCGCGCGCGCCCCUCGGAGGCCCGACCCCGUUCCACCUGCAGCUGGAUUGGGCCAGCCCCCUGGAGACACUGCUGGACGUGCUGCUGUCGGUGCUGCAGGCACACGCCUGGGAGGACGUCGGCCUGGUACUCUGCCAUGUCCGGGACCCCAGUGGCCUGGUGGCCCUCUGGACAAGCCGGGCUGGCCGGGCCCCGCAGCUUGUGCUGGACCUGAGCCGGCCAGCCUCGGAGGAUGCAGAGUUGCAGGUGCGCCUGGCCCCACUGAGGGCGCCGCUGGGGGGUGAAGCCCCAGUACCUGCAGCCGUCCUGCUGGGCUGUGAUGGCCCCCGCGCCCGUCAGGUGCUGGAGACGGUGCCUCCUGGUCCCCGCUGGCUUCUGGGAACUCCGCUGCCUGCCAAGGCACUGCCCACAGCAGGUCUGCCUCCAGGGCUGCUGGCACUGGGUGAGGUAGCUCGACCCCCACUGGAUGCUGCCAUUCACGACGCCGUGGAGCUGGUGUCCCGGGCACUGGGCAGCGCGGCCCAGGUGCAUCCCGAGCGCGCCCUCGUCCCCACCGUGGUCAACUGUAAUGACCUGCAGCCAGCCCGGCAGGAGUCCUCAGGGCGCUUCUUGGCACGGUUCCUGGCCAACACGUCCUUCCACGGCCGCACAGGGCCAGUGUGGGUGACAAGCACCUCCCAGGUACACAUGGCUCGGCACUUCAAGUUGUGGAGCCUGCGCCGGGACCCGCUGGGCGCCCCGGCCUGGGCCACGGUGGGCAGCUGGCGGGACGGGCGGCUGGACUUGGAGCCAGGUGGUGCCGCUGUGCAGCCCCCACGCCCGCCGGGCACCCAGGCCCGGCCCAAGUUGCGCGUGGUGACACUGGUGGAGCACCCGUUUGUGUUUGCCCGAGAGCCAGAUGAGGACGGGCAGUGCCCAGCGGGGCAGCUGUGCCUCGACCCUGGCACCAACGACUCGGCCACCCUGGACUCGCUGUUCGCCGCGCUGGCCAAUGUCUCGGUGCCCCGCGCCCUGCGGAAGUGUUGCUACGGCUACUGCAUCGACCUGCUGGAGCAGCUGGCAGAGGACGUGCCCUUUGACUUCGAGCUAUACAUCGUGGGGGAUGGCAAGUACGGCGCCCUGCGGGAUGGCCGCUGGACCGGCCUGGUGGGUGACCUGCUGGCCGGCACGGCCCACAUGGCGGUCACCAGCUUCAGCAUCAACUCAGCCCGCUCGCAGGUGGUGGAUUUCACCAGCCCCUUCUUCUCCACCAGCCUGGGCAUCAUGGUGCGGGCACGGGACACAGCCUCACCCAUCGGCGCCUUCAUGUGGCCGCUGCACUGGUCCAUGUGGGUGGGCAUCUUCGCAGCCCUGCACCUCACCGCGCUCUUCCUCACCCUUUAUGAGUGGCGCAGCCCCUAUGGCCUCACGCCCCGGGGCCGCAACCGGGACACGGUGUUCUCCUACUCCUCGGCCCUCAACCUCUGCUACGCCAUCCUUUUCGGACGCACUGUUUCCAGCAAGACGCCCAAAUGCGCCACGGGGCGCUUCCUCAUGAACCUCUGGGCCAUCUUCUGCUUGCUGGUGCUGUCCAGCUACACGGCCAACCUGGCCGCUGUCAUGGUCGGGGACAAGACCUUUGAGGAGCUGUCAGGGAUCCAUGACCCCAAGCUGCACCGCCCGCCGCAGGGCUUCCGCUUCGGCACGGUGUGGGAGAGCAGCGCCGAGGCCUACAUCAACAAGAGCUUCCCCGAGAUGCACGCGCACAUGCGGCGCCACAGCGCACCCACCACGCCGCGCGGCGUCGCCAUGCUCACGAGCGACCCCCCCAAGCUCAACGCCUUCAUCAUGGACAAGUCGCUUCUGGACUACGAGGUCUCCAUCGACGCCGACUGCAAGCUGCUGACCGUGGGCAAGCCCUUCGCCAUCGAGGGCUACGGCAUCGGACUGCCCCAGAACUCGCCGCUCACCUCCAACCUGUCCGAGUUUAUAAGCCGCUACAAGUCCUCGGGCUUCAUCGACCUACUGCACGACAAGUGGUACAAGAUGGUGCCUUGCGGGAAGCGGGUCUUCGCGGUUACAGAGACCCUCCAGAUGGGCAUCUACCACUUCUCGGGACUCUUCCUGCUGCUCUGCCUGGGCCUGGGCAGCGCCCUGCUCAGCUCGCUGGGCGAGCACGUCUUCUAUCACCUGGUGCUGCCACGCAUCCGCAGGGGAAGCAAGCUGCAGUACUGGCUGCACACCAGCCAGAAAAUCCACCGUGCCCUCAACACGGAGCUGCCAGAGGGACAGGAGGAGAGGACGGAGCCGGAGCUGAGUGGCCCCCAGGAGCAGCAGCAGCAGCAGGAUACGCCAGUGGCCCCCGAGAGCCCAGGGAGCUGGAAACAGGUGCGUCAGGCUGUGGGCAAGGAGCGUCAUGUACGUUUCCUGCUGGAGCCCGCUGUGGCUGCCUCGCUGGACAUGGAGGUGGGGGCUGGGCCACCGGAGGGCCCCCUCUGGCUGUGCUCCAACGGCCGGCCACCCACCGUGAUGCCCUCGGGUGCCUCGCAACCUGGCGAGCUGGAGGAGCUGGAGGAACACAUCGAAGGCGUGCGGGAGCGGCUGCGUCAGGCCCUUGUGCGGCGCGGAGAGCUCCUGGCCCAGCUCGGGGACGGCGCCCUUGACCGGCCAUUACGCCUGCUCCGGACCAUGGAGGCCCCCAGAGAAGCCCCAUGA
Molecule: messenger RNA, 3096 nt
Organism: Cynocephalus volans (Philippine flying lemur)
Lineage: Eukaryota; Metazoa; Chordata; Mammalia; Dermoptera; Cynocephalidae
Gene: GRIN3B
Product: glutamate ionotropic receptor NMDA type subunit 3B
Exons: 9
Coding region: 1-3096 (1031 amino acids)
Biological process (GO): ionotropic glutamate receptor signaling pathway; monoatomic ion transport
Cellular component (GO): plasma membrane
Molecular function (GO): NMDA glutamate receptor activity
Source: RefSeq, a predicted model, not a curated record